AUGACGUCGAUGGAUCUGGGCUUCUUGCCCAUGAUUAAGUGUUCGAAUUGCGGACGGAAUGUUGAGAUUUCCUCGAUGGGAGACCAUGUCUGCGCCCCGGUCGACCAGAAGUCGCCGGCGACAGCCCCAUCGUCGUCCAGCCUGUCGAGCCGGGAGACCUCCAAUGCCACAUCGAAUGCGACUACACCUCCCUCUCCCCCGCCGUCAGCGGGUCUCGACGCUCCGCACCACUUGAAGGUGGCGCUGAGCAGUAGAUCUAGCCGAUCUGGAGCACCCCCUCGCAUCGAUCCGUCGAUCGCAAAUCGCGCUUUUCUCCAACCUGCUCUCAUUACGCCUGGCAGUAGUACCGAAUUACAUCUCCAAUCACCUUCAUCUGUUCACGCCGCUCCCCGAUCACCCAUGUCUCAGCCAGCACAGUUGAACACUCGAUCAUCCCCCAAGGACGAGUCAGUGCUGGAUCGCGACACUGUCUUUUCUUUUCCAAUGCCUGGUAGUCGGCCUCCAGCUCUCGUUGGGACGCCUUCUUUGAAAAUGGAGCUGUCGCUUCAGUCGUCAACUCGGUUUGCCUCCGCCCCUUCUCCGCGACCCGGUUUAAAUACAGUUCCGGAGAACAUUCAGCUUCCACCUAGUCCUCUACCACCCCGUGUGGAAAUGGCGCACACGGUCCACAAUGGAAGAGAGUCUAUUGUGAGUCAAAGUAGCUAUCGGAGCUCUCUGGCUAGUACACGUCAUGAAGGGUCGACCACAAGAUCAUCUAUUUCACGCUCAUCGACUCAAAGCAUUUCCCGAGGCUUGCGCUCGUUCAUGGACACUCCGCCCCUUCCACCAGCCCCCCUUCGCACACCCAAUCAAGCAUCCUGUACGAGGGAAUCCACACCGGAUCUAACCCUCACUCCCAGCGCUCGUCCUGAACGUGGAAAUUCCUACAGUGGAUUCGACUUUGGGAUUGACUCCGGGGCAGCACAGUCAAGCGCGCAUAGCUCCCCGCAGAACGAUUCUGCUUGGCCACAUUCGAUGGAUCAUGAUCAUCAGCCCAAGUCUUUGUCAUCUUAUAACGGCGCGGAGCAUUUGCACCCUGCAGAUGCAAAAGCUGAUGGGGAUGACUAUGCCACACGCAAGGCAUCUGAUGCGACUAGUGAAAGCGCCACAUCGAUUACCAAUUUUGCACGUGCUUUAGGUUUCAGUAAGCAGCAGGACGAUAUGCAAGAUGAGUCUACUGCCUCGGAGUAUGAAUCCUCUGGAGCGCGCACAGGAAGUUCGAGUGGAAGCUCCAUGUCCAGUCUACCGUCCGAUUCAAGUUUAGGUCGUGAUAAAACCCCAGACCCUUUCAACCUCGGAUGCUUGGUGGAGGAACUCCCUGCGCAAACUCGCCAGACCAUCGUGGAAAUGCCGGACCGUCCCCGAAACACCUUGGAUGAGAUCCCUCGUAUCCCCGCUGUAUUUUUCAGCCCCGAUUCACCUACCGAUCCUGCGAUCGGUCAAGGCAGUCUCUCGCUGAUUGCCGAGAAGGGCGAAGGGUCGGUUUGGUUGAAGCAGCAGGAGCAAGAAUACUUGGGGGAACCGCCGUCGCCAUCCGCGUUGCACGCCCCACCAUUUCCUCCACCCUCACAAACAACAGAAUCACCUCGAACAUCGCCCUUGGCUGAUUCGUCACUUCCAUCAGAGGAAAAGCCGACAACUCCACAACAACAGCUUCACGCACCCACACCUUAUUCUCGGCCAAUACAAAGAUCCUCCACGGAACCGAUGACCCGCCCUUCAAGUCGACCCGGAGCCCGCCCUAAAGGCAAUUGUAAGGGCUGCGGCGAGCCAAUCACUGGAAAAUCGAUCUCCUCCUCGGAUGGUCGCCUGACCGGACGAUACCACCGUGGAUGCUUUGUCUGCUUCGAUUGCCAUUCACCCUUUCCAUCUGCGGACUUCUACGUCUUGGACAAUCGGCCUUAUUGUGCUCAGCACUACCACGAGCGGAAUGGGUCCCUUUCCGCCCCGAACGACGGCGAUUCCACCCUGAGUGUCUUCAAUGCCGAACCUGCCGUGUCCUGCUCAAGGGCGACUAUUUCGAAUGGAACGGCGACGUGUUCUGCGAACAAGACGCUCGACGCGCCGCCAAUGCCUACUAUCGUCCCCCACCCGGACAUCCAGUAUCGAUUGGACCACCAAAAGUUGGACCCGCUGGGGCUUCCAGCUCAUUACGACCCCCAGGACCCCCUGGUCCCGGUGGCCAUCGUCGACCACCCGGCGGCCCUCCGCCUCCUUCAUCUAUUCAAGGGCGUCCGUAUCCUCCUCCCCCAGCCGGAUACCGUCCUCCUCCGUCACCAUUACCGAGCAACGGAGGGCUGCGACCUGGUCCUCGUUAUCCUUCCGGCGGCGCCAGACGAUUCCCUGAAAGACGAACCACCAGACUUAUGA
Molecule: messenger RNA, 2409 nt
Organism: Penicillium oxalicum
Lineage: Eukaryota; Fungi; Ascomycota; Eurotiomycetes; Eurotiales; Aspergillaceae
Exons: 3
Coding region: 1-2409 (802 amino acids)
Source: RefSeq, a predicted model, not a curated record